GCAAGUAAUAUUGUUACUGAUGUAGUAGGAAAGGGAAUAUAUCAUGCCAGAUGUGUUCGUUCUUGGGCACAUGAUUAUGUAACAACUCACCAAAUUCCUUAUUCCUGUCGAAGACAUCAUGCUAAAAUAUGGAGUUUCCUCUGGGAUAAGAAUAUACUCCUUCAAGUAAAAUCAUAUGUUCGGAAGCAUAAGUGGAAUAUUACUCCAUAUAUACUAAUGGUACAUAUGAACGAAGUCAUUUUACCAGGGCUUGGAUUUGUACCAUCUCCGACUAUACAUAUCAAUACAGCAAGAAACUAUUUAAAAGAAUUAGGGUAUAUAUACGCUAAGUUACGUGGACAGCCAAAAGGACUAAAACAAGUUUUAAUAGAAAGGGGAUUGUGGCCAAACGAAGGGUUAAAAUUAGAAGGAGCACGAGAAGUAAUGA
This is a messenger RNA of Funneliformis caledonium, 427 nucleotides long. The record is from the annotation of a GenBank genome assembly. Lineage: Eukaryota; Fungi; Glomeromycota; Glomeromycetes; Glomerales; Glomeraceae.